AUGUCUGCGAUGAAUAUCCCAGCCACGACCAUGCCCGGAAAUCGCCGCUCGUCCGGCGAGACCCUGUCCGACAAGACUAAGAUCAAGAGCAAGCCUUGUGCUACGCAAGAUAGCUCACGACUGCUUAAGCUUCCUGCAGAACUGCGCGACAUGACAUACGGAUUCGUCAUGCAUCGUCCAGAUGGUAUCAAGUUCCUGAUCCAGAACAAACGUAACACUGAAGAUGUUGAAAAAAAUCCUGUGGAAGCUCGGCCAGUACAGAAUAUGGUUAUCCAGGGUGUUGCGCUGAAUCCCCUCAAACUCGUGUGCCGCCAGCUGUACAUUGAGACCUUGGGUCUAUUGUUGGAGAGCAGCAAUGUUCAUUUCAGAUGCAGACUUGGAACGAACUUAGAGAGCAGACGACGAACGUUAUCUCGUUUUAUCGACCAGUGUAAGACAUACAGGUUUGCGGCACUGAAUCAGGUUACCAUCGAUGUCUCCAAUUGCAAGCUUUUCACAGAUCCUUUCCCACCGAUAGAAUUUGUCAAAUCGCUACAACGCAUAAACAGCAAGAUUUGCGCUGAAACCCCACGCAUCACCGUACAUGUCCGUGAUCACUGGUGGGAUCAAUGUGAGGUGGUAAGAUAUGAAUGGAUCCAGUGGGCCUUUGUACUCCAAGAGGGUCUUCGGAACAAGUCUACUAUUGCAGUGCCAGACGCUGUGCGAGAAGACUCAUGGGUGUUGGGAGUACAAUUGUAUAUCAAACGUGCGUUCAAGCAUACAUCUAUCUCAGAGAACUGCCGACUCAUGUUUUCGAGUUACUUUCCGGAAGAUAACGUCCAUCGGGAGGCACAGGAUUGGUAUGGUGGCCAUUUCAACGAGAAAACUGCGACCAUCAUUGAGCAAGCACGUAAGGCUUUGGAGGACGGAAUCUGA
Alternaria atra is the source of this 915-nucleotide messenger RNA. RefSeq lists its product as uncharacterized. NCBI's taxonomy places the organism in Eukaryota, Fungi, Ascomycota, Dothideomycetes, Pleosporales, Pleosporaceae. The transcript has a single exon. The record is from RefSeq and is a predicted model, not a curated record. The coding region runs from base 1 to 915 and encodes 304 amino acids.